AUGGAUUUACGAUAUUGGCUCUUGCAGUGCCACUCGCUGCUAGUCACUUGUCGCGCAAGGUUCCUGUCUAGCAAUUCUCUUACAACGCUUACAAACCCUGCAGUGCAAUCUCCAAUAGCAGCCGCCUCAAAUGCACCUUCAUUAAGUCCUCCUUCCGUUGGUGCAGACAGCAGUACUAGCAGUGGUGAUGGUGCUGGUACACAUAGUGAUACGCUAACGCCUGAUCCCACAUCACAAUCAUCUGCAACUUGUGUAUCUUCCGGUGCCACAACCAAUACAAUUGACAGUGGUACCGCUGCCUAUGCAUGUGCGGUUAAUGUGAAUACCACCACCGCUGCACCACCCUGCUGUGAUAAUGGUCGGACGAUAAUGCCUGAAUCGGUAGCAGGACAAAGUUUUUGUUCCUAUCAGUAUGAUCCAACACGUUUGGCGUUAAGUAGUUACGGUCGUAUACAAUCUGCGGCUGGUGUUGGUGUUUAUAGUACCGCUUAUCCAUCUACAGAACAGAAUCCUUAUCCUAGUAUAGGCGUGGAAAGUGCACCUUUCUACUCGACUUUGUUCCUGUCUAGCAAUUCUCUUACAACGCUUACAAACCCUGCAGUGCAAUCUCCAAUAGCAGCCGCCUCAAAUGCACCUUCAUUAAGUCCUCCUUCCGUUGGUGCAGACAGCAGUACUAGCAGUGGUGAUGGUGCUGGUACACAUAGUGAUACGCUAACGCCUGAUCCCACAUCACAAUCAUCUGCAACUUGUGUAUCUUCCGGUGCCACAACCAAUACAAUUGACAGUGGUACCGCUGCCUAUGCAUGUGCGGUUAAUGUGAAUACCACCACCGCUGCACCACCCUGCUGUGAUAAUGGUCGCACGAUAAUGCCUGAAUCGGUAGCAGGACAAAGUUUUUGUUCCUAUCAGUACGAUCCAACACGUUUGGCGUUAAGUAGUUACGGUCGUAUACAAUCAGCGGCUGGUGUUGGUGUUUAUAGUACAGCUUAUCCAUCUACAGAACAGAACCCUUAUCCUAGUAUAGGCGUGGAAAGUGCACCUUUCUACUCGACUUUGAGUAAUCCUUAUGCUUUGAAAGAUUCUGCUACCGGCACAGAAAUGACUGCUUGGACAUCAGCUGGAUUGCAGCCCACAACUGGAUAUUAUUCAUACGACCCUAUGUCCGCUUAUGGCCUUAAUUUAGUAAGUGUGAACACAUCGUUACCUAUAUUGGAGUCAUCAGUGACUACAGUAAAACAUUAUCCUAAUGAAAUACCCUCGCAUAUCAAGUUAUUGUUAGAUGGCAAAGCUGUACUAUAG
Molecule: messenger RNA, 1299 nt
Organism: Teleopsis dalmanni
Lineage: Eukaryota; Metazoa; Arthropoda; Insecta; Diptera; Diopsidae
Product: homeobox protein araucan-like
Exons: 5
Coding region: 1-1299 (432 amino acids)
Source: RefSeq, a predicted model, not a curated record